AUGGCGGAAGACGGCAUGUCUAUCGUUCCUUACGGGUCCAAUCUUGACGUUGUGCUCCGUCACAAUGAUUCCGUCGUAUGUCUCGACCGCGAUUCCCAGGAGCUGGUUCUCCGAAACGCAGCCCACGGUAAUGGCGGCCUGGAGCUAGCCGACCCCGACUGUCCCUACUGUCACCGACCCAUGCGAGAAGACCAGCCAGGCCAGAACAAUCACCGUGCAAGCCCAGGUGGCCAGCCGGAAUUCGUCAAUCCGGAUUACUUCCGCAUGCUCCAUAACAGUCUACCCAAUUCCGUCAAUUCCUCGGGUUCCUCCCCACCCCGUCGACGUCUCCACCAGCCGGCGCUUCCAGGCGUACCGACCGAUCCGAAUUACUCGGGAAGGGCAUCACAGUCGCAGGGGAUCUCGUCGGGUGCAUUUACGCAGGGUUAUUUUAAGAAAUUCUUCGUUGAGGAGUCCAUACUGGGAAGAGGAGGGAAGGGUGUGGUGUUGUUGGUCAAACAUAUGCUGGAUGGUGUGUCGCUGGGAUACUAUGCGUGCAAACGGGUGCCCGUGGGAGAUGACCACGAAUGGCUUGAGAAGGUGCUGGGUGAGGUGCAGCUGUUGCAGCAUCUGUCGCAUCAAAACCUUGUAUCGUACCGGCAUGUUUGGCUUGAGGAUGCCAAGAUGAGUACGUUUGGGCCCAGUGUACCGUGUGCGUUCAUUUUGCAACAGUACUGCGAUGGUGGAGACCUGCAUAACUACAUCUGCGGUUCUGUGCAGACUUCUUCCACUACUCAACAAUUGAAGGAACAUAUUAGGAGGAAAAGCAAGGGUGAACAUGAUGACUCGGCAGGUCUUGUAGGGCCUCGAAAACUCCAAUUCGAUGAAAUCUAUUCCUUCUUUAAAGAUAUCACAUCUGGAAUCCGCUUCCUUCAUGUGAACGGCUACAUUCAUCGUGACCUGAAGCCAAAUAAUUGUCUGCUCACUCAGACGACCGACGGCUUACGGGUUCUGGUGAGCGAUUUCGGCGAGGUGCAAUCCCAGGAUGCAAUGCGCAGGUCGACUGGGACGACAGGAACCAUUUCGUAUUGUGCUCCUGAGGUUCUGCGACGCGAGUAUCCGGAUGGCCCGUUUGGGAACUUUACGUUCAAAUCCGACAUCUUUUCUCUGGGCAUGAUCCUUUACUUCUUGUGCUUUGCGGAAUUACCCUAUACCAACGCGGAUAUCAUCAACGAGGAACUGGAAGAUCUCGACCAACUUCGCGAGGAGAUUAGCGGAUGGACUGGGUUCGGCAGCGCGCAGAGAGUGAGACCUGAUCUACCGGACAGACUUUAUACCUUCCUCGAGCGUUUGCUGUCUGUGGAUCCCAACCGAAGGCCUACUGCGGAUGAGGUUUUGAGUGGCAUUCAAGCCGGCGAUAACUUUCGGUAUAGAAGAGGCACCCCAGCAGGUCCGGAUACUAAUUCGAAUUCUCGAGUCCGACCUGUCGACAGUUCGAGCGACAUCCCAUAUCCGCGCUCACCUCGCUCCCAUAAGAAAACUCUCUCUCGGAGCAAUCCACUCACACUGCGUCCGAGUACCCCUUAUGACCCUCAUGAUUUCGAUUCUAGCCCGGUGCCUAUGGCUGAGAACGUCAGGCCUGAAAGAAGGAUCGAACUCAGUCCUGAACGAAACUUGAUCGUCCGCCCAAGAUACCGAAGUCCUACAGCAUCCGGAUCACCUACCCGGAAAAGACAUGACUCCCAUCACCAAGAAGCACCAGCGAACGUGAAACCAGUCUCAAGCAUGGAGCCAGUCCCCCAAACACCACAACUCCUCCCUCCUCCUAACCGGUCUGUUCUCUUUUCGCUUGUCGAGCGCCUCGGCCUCCGGUUUGACUGGAAGCUCCCAUUACCGUUCCUUCAGCUAUCUUUCUUUCUAUUGAAGCUGGUAUCGGCCUUUCAACCUUGCAUGCCCCUAGCCGUCAAUCCCUGGGUAUUCUACCCGUUGCUUGUCCUGGCUGCCGUGGGUCUACGGUCGCGGAGUAUGAUGCUUCAGAUGAUUAUCCUUGGUGUCCACCUUCUCAUUGUCGGUCUUAGUACACGGACGAGGGUGCUGUGCGUGUGGCAUCAUCCGGGUGAGGGGAUCUUCGGUGAUUGA
Aspergillus glaucus CBS 516.65 is the source of this 2118-nucleotide messenger RNA. RefSeq names its product protein kinase IKS1. Gene Ontology annotation, molecular function: protein kinase activity; ATP binding. The transcript has 2 exons. Gene Ontology annotation, biological process: protein phosphorylation. NCBI's taxonomy places the organism in Eukaryota, Fungi, Ascomycota, Eurotiomycetes, Eurotiales, Aspergillaceae. The record is from RefSeq and is a predicted model, not a curated record. The coding region runs from base 1 to 2118 and encodes 705 amino acids.